This is a messenger RNA of Helobdella robusta, 519 nucleotides long. RefSeq lists its product as hypothetical. Bases 1 to 519 code for a protein of 172 amino acids. The transcript has 2 exons. Lineage: Eukaryota; Metazoa; Annelida; Clitellata; Rhynchobdellida; Glossiphoniidae. The record is from RefSeq and is a predicted model, not a curated record.
AUGUUUUUCAACAUUCCCAACAUAUUUUACAACAAUUUCAAAAUACUUUUCAACAUUCCCAACAUAUUUUACAACAAUUUCAAAAUACUUUUCAACAUUCCCAACAUAUUUUACAACAAUUUCAAAAUAUUUUUCAACAUUCCCCACAUUCCCAACAUAUUUUACAAUACUCCCAAUAUACAGCCUUUGUUAGCCACUGAACUCCGAGUAUGUUAUAUUUCUACAUUUCUAAUAAGACAGAUAAAACAUGUUCAAUGUUAUAGAAUACCUUUAAAAGAGAUAUUAAUCAACAAGGCUAGUACGACAUACACUACCGAGAACCACAGCCGUCUAAGGAUUGCCGAAGCGAGCUUCAUCGGCCAAAGACAACAGCAAAUCAAGUGGUGCAGAGUGACAACAUCAUCACAGAAGUAUCUUAUUGAAAGACGUUGCAAGCAAAGAGAAGGAACAAGGCUAAGAUACAUUCAACAUACAGGACGAAGCAGAGAGAAGCAGUUUGAACACAGCAGAGGAUUGUAA